Cyclocybe aegerita is the source of this 1770-nucleotide messenger RNA. The record is from the annotation of a GenBank genome assembly. Lineage: Eukaryota; Fungi; Basidiomycota; Agaricomycetes; Agaricales; Hemipholiotaceae.
AUGAAGCCCCCCGGAAAAUGCCAAGACGCUUCAUGGUGGGAAGAGUACUUCCUGGAACUUGAUGCUUUCGGCCGGUUCUUUCUUUCAAAUCUACCCAGAGAUUAUCUUUCAUUCAGCGUUGCCUCAAAUGAGUGGCCUAAGCUGAGACGAGCUCUGUACCAGAUGACGGAAACAUCGUUCUUCGAGUUUUGUUGGGAUGUGCGGGAGGAAAUGUUGAGGAGAGAGAACGAUCUUCGAGACGGCUUGUUCUUCUUGCCACCGCGCAAAAAUGCUUCACUUGGAAGAAAUCAUAUUCGGAAAAAGCUAUCAACCUUCUCUUCUCGUCGAUUCGAUUCUUUAUGCCUCCAUAUUUGUCGAGAAAUUGGACGCCGGUCAUCCGCAUUGACGAGGAAGAAGCAACUGGUGAAGGACUUGAAGGUUACCCAAGGGUUAGCAGCACACCGAGGAGAUCAGAGACACUACACAAUAGAACGUGAAGAGGUUGAGGAUUUGUCGAGCUUACUCGGAAACUUUGGAAUAAAUGAUUAUUUAUCGUCUUCAGGAUUCGAUACCCUUCUCUUAGUCCACCCAUACCACGAUUUCGACGCCAUGCUAUCCACAAUAUACUCUGUUGUCAUCUCUAUUCUUCAGGAUAAAUUUCGAUAUACAGCUCUACUAUCUUAUCAAGGGGAUGCCGCUCAACUAGUUCUUGAUCUUUUACAGAUGCUAUUAGAUUAUCCGAACGCAACCCUUAUUAUAAAAAACGCUCUCUUGAAUGCCCUGUUGCUCCUGAGUGUAAAAUCCGGGUUGUAUCCUCGAUGUUUCGCCCUCACAGGAAUAAAUCUCGAAGAAGAGCUUGUCAAGUCGGGAAGUUUCGGAGAUAUAUGGAAAGGUCGCUUCGAUGGGCAGGCGGUAUGCCUGAAGGUUGUUAAGAUUUACCAAAAUUCCCGGCGAGAAAGGCUCCAGGUUUUCCACAAGGAGGCAAUCGUAUGGGGUCACGUUUUCCAUCUAAACCUCCUUCCCUUCUAUGGUGUUUAUCAUCUCGACGAUCAGUACCGCCGUAUGUGUCUCGUCUCACCCUGGAUGGACCACGGCAACCUGGUCGAGCACUUGAAGAAAUAUCCAGCAACACGCCGCCUCCCUCUGGUGUCCGACGUUGUCGCUGGUCUCUCAUACCUACACGAGAAGGAUAUCGUUCAUGGCGAUCUGAAGGGGGCUAACAUUCUCGUUACCGACACAGGUACAGCAUGCUUGUGCGACUUCGGGCUUUCUAGUAUUGCUGGGAACGCCAUGUCCACGUAUGCACCCUUCGAGACCGGGAGCGAUAACAUUUGCGGGGGUACGGUGCGGUGGCAAGCCCCCGAGCUGUUGGAUCCCUGUAUCGACGACCCACGAAAGAGCCCAGAGACAGACGUCUAUGCGUUCGGUUGCGUAUGCUAUGAGAUCUACACCGGCAAGGUUCCCUUCUACGAAUUUACCUUGGACGCAACGGUCAUACUGCAAAUCAUGCUCGGCGCACGCCCUUCGACUCCUAUUCCUGAAGACCCGGCUUUCGUCGAGAGAGGGUUGACGAACGAGAUAUGGCGGCUCGUUGAGGAUUGCUGGGCACAGAACCCUACUGAACGUCCGUGUGUGGCGCAGAUUGUCGCUCGGCUACCUCGGAGAGACGGGCCUGACCCCUGGUCAGUGCGAUGGCUGGAGGUGUCUCGUGCGUCUCGCUUCAGGAAUGCUGUGUACAGACAAGACUGUCUGUCGAUGGGAGUUUUGGAAACCAUCCUAGCAUGGAUAUAA